CCGCCACCCCGGAGCCUUCCUUGCUGUCUAGCCAUGGUCAACCCCACCGUCUUCUUCGACAUCGCUGUCGACGGCGAGCCCUUGGGCCGCGUCUCUUUUGAGGUAAGGGACCUGGAAACCAAGAAGUGACUGCUCAUCCAAUCCGUAAAGCUAUGUUAACAGAUUGGAGCUGUUUGCAGACAAAGUUCCAAAGACAGCAGAAAACUUUCGUGCUUUGAGCACUGGGGAGAAAGGAUUUGGUUAUAAAGGUUCCUGCUUUCACAGAAUAAUUCCGGGAUUUAUGUGCCAGGGUGGUGACUUCACACGCCAUAAUGGUACUGGUGGCAAGUCCAUCUAUGGCGAGAAAUUUGACGAUGAGAAUUUCAUCCUGAAGCAUACAGGUCCUGGCAUCUUGUCCAUGGCAAAUGCUGGCCCCAACACAAACGGUUCCCAGUUUUUCAUCUGCACUGCCAAGACUGAGUGGUUGGAUGGCAAGCAUGUGGUCUUUGGCAAGGUGAAAGAGGGCAUGAAUAUUGUGGAAGCCAUGGAGCGCUUUGGGUCCAGGAAUGGCAAGACCAGCAAGAAGAUCACCAUUGCUGACUGUGGACAAAUCUAAUAAAUUUGACUUGUGUUUUACUUAACCACCAGACCAUUCCUUCUGUAGCCCAGGAGAGCACCCCUUCACCCCCAUCUGCUCGAAAUAUCCCAUAAUCUUUGUGCUCUCGCUACAGUUCUUUGGGUUCCAUAUUUUCCUUAUCCCCCUCCAAGUUUAGCUGGAUUGCAAAGUUAAAUUUAUGAUUAUGAAAUAAAAACUAAACAAUUAUCUGUC
This is a messenger RNA of Cervus elaphus (red deer), 808 nucleotides long. RefSeq names its product peptidylprolyl isomerase A (gene PPIA). Bases 281 to 595 code for a protein of 104 amino acids. The record is from RefSeq and is a predicted model, not a curated record. Lineage: Eukaryota; Metazoa; Chordata; Mammalia; Artiodactyla; Cervidae. Gene Ontology annotation, biological process: protein peptidyl-prolyl isomerization; protein folding. The transcript has 6 exons. Gene Ontology annotation, molecular function: peptidyl-prolyl cis-trans isomerase activity.